AACAGACAUGCGCUCCCGCUCGUGCACCUUGCUCCAGCCAGGGGCGCGCUUAUAUGCGCGUUCACUUUGUGUAUGAGUGUGUGAGCGAGAGCGACAUUCAUCAUCACAGUCCAUUCAAUUUGUACCAGCCGCUGACCGACUCACAGCUACAGCCAUGGCCUCUGGUGUGAAAGUCACAGAUGAAGUUAUUGCAGUCUUCAAUGACAUGAAGGUGCGUAAGGCUCAGGCGAACGAGGAUGAGAAGAGGAAGAGGAAGAAGGCCAUUCUGUUCUGCAUGAGCAAGGACCUCAAGAACAUUGUUCUGGAUGACGGCAAAGAGAUCCUGCUGGGUGACUUGGGAAACACCGUCCAUGACCCAUACCAGCACUUUGUCAAGAUGUUGCCCCCAGACGACUGCCGCUACGCCCUGUAUGACGCCACCUACGAGACCAAAGAAACAAAGAAGGAGGACCUGGUCUUCAUCUUCUGGGCUCCAGAUAGUGCCCCAUUGAAGAGCAAGAUGAUCUAUGCCAGCUCAAAAGAUGCUAUCAAGAGAAAAUUCGAAGGUAUUAAGCAUGAGUGGCAGGUGAACGGUUUGGAAGACCUCAAAGACCGGCACACCCUGGCAGAAAAGCUCGGCGGCUCGUCAGUAGUCAGCCUGGAAGGAGCACCUAUAUAAAUAUUGCCCCCCCGCCCUCCUCUCUGGCUUCGAUCGAGGCCUUUCAGACACAUCUGUUGGGUUUAGCUGUGCAUUCCAGUCUGGUUUGGAGAAGGGCAAAAGCAGAACCAGCACCAUUUGCGGGACUCUUCGGGGUGGGAUAUUGUGGGUGGGUUCAGGGUCAAGUGACAGUUUAAAACGAAACAAAAAGAAAUUCCACAAAUGCAGACUGUCAUUCCAGUUCACGCAACAUAAAAAAAUUAUGAACAAAACACACACAAAGGAAAACAUUAAGAUACAACUGAGGAAGGAGGAUGAUGAUGGCGAUGAUGAUGUUAAAACUUAAAUACACAUAUUGUUCAUGUUUAAAGACAGGGUUUUGUUCUUUAUUUCCGGGUUCCAUUUGAAUGAUUGCAGAGAAAGGGACAGACGAUAACCUUUUAGCUUUCCAACCAUUGAAUCCUGACAAAUCGUUCCAACUACUUUUUUUUUUUUUGCCAAACUUCUAGUUAAGUUUUGUAAGUGUGUGUAGUUGAGACUAGUUGUAGUACAAACUAAUUCACAAGAUGUAUCAAAACCUUCUCUGGGGGUGGGGCACCAUUAAAUAUAUAUAUUUUUCUUUUAUUGUUUUGUUAUUCCAUUUGUUUUCUUUUUGAACAUGAAAAUUCCAAAACUUGAGUGAUUUUUAUUUCCAGUUCUGGGUCAGAAAACAUGGCAUUCGAUGUAGUUAACAAACAACAUUCCUCGUACUUGUUAAAACCAGGAUCUCCUUGAAUUAAAAAAUCUUUGGUGUUAUGAAGGUCUGAUGGGGAGCGAUGUGUAUAUGAAAGACCAGCGGUCAGAGUUUAGACUGAAUAUUGAAUGGUGGAUGUUUUGUAUCGUCUCCUUAUCUCUAAUAAAAAGCACUAAACUAC
Molecule: messenger RNA, 1551 nt
Organism: Centropristis striata (black sea bass)
Lineage: Eukaryota; Metazoa; Chordata; Actinopteri; Perciformes; Serranidae
Gene: cfl1
Product: cofilin 1
Exons: 4
Coding region: 155-658 (167 amino acids)
Biological process (GO): actin filament severing; actin filament fragmentation; cell motility
Cellular component (GO): cytoplasm; actin cytoskeleton; actin cortical patch
Molecular function (GO): actin filament binding
Source: RefSeq, a predicted model, not a curated record